AAGCAUUGUGAGUUUGAACGCGUUUGCCGUCACCAUGGCGGGCGACACGCCUCUGCAGGCCGUUUUCCGCGUAAGCCCAAGGGAAGUAGAUACUAUUGAGUAGUUGUCAACACUUGCUUACUAUCAGCGACUUGUCGGUGUAGGCGUAGGCGAUAGCUGGCGACGCGAGGAGUUUUGGAGGCCAGGGUUAAAGGAGCCAACGCCGUGGUAUCACGAGGUAGCCGGGCCAGUGCCUUGUACAAGCCGGGCGCCCGCAUGUUGACAGCAACUAGGCGUUAAGAAUGGAAGACGAGGUUGAAGGAGCGGUGGGGGCGCCUGCGGGCGGGGGAGGCGGGCGCGGGCCAGACCCGCACCUGCUGCCUCCGCCCGCACCCCUUCAACUUCCCAUCUCAAUCGAGCUGCUGCCGCCGCCGCCGCCCCUCCAGCUACCCCCCAACAUGGAUCCAGUGCAUAGCCCUGAUGCAGCAGCGCCGGGGGUGGGGUCGGCAGCGGAGGCCCUGUCACCGUGGCUGUUGCUGACGCAGCACCAAUCGCAACACCCGCCACGGCGGCCCGGCUCGAGCGGUGGGGGUGCGCUGCGCCCCCCAGACAUGGGGCUGCCCGGCGCGGGGAGCAGCGGCGGCGUGCUCGGCGGUGGCGGCGGCAGCAACAGCACCGGAACAGCUCUGCCCGACUCGCUGCUGCUGUCGCCCGAGACGUCGUCCCUGCGGUCACGCCUGUUGGGCCACCUGUCUUCCGACUCACCGCAGUUAGGGCUGUCGGCUCAGGCCAGCCUGCAACAGGCGCUGCUACAGCUCGGCAGCGUGGGCGGAGCGUCGGCCUGGAGCGAGGCACACGGCAGCGGCGCUGGCGUUGGCAGUAGCCACAGCAACAGCCAGCUGGUGCCGAUGGGGGCGGCGGGGGAGUUGCUGAGCAUCAGCCGAAGCAGCUUGGGCGGGCCGGGAAGCGUCAGUCAGAACGUGUUCUCACAAGGCCUCCGGAGCCCUGAUCACCCGAGUUCGGCCGCACUGACUGCGCCCUGGCUCGCCGACUUGCAGUCGCCACGGCCAGCGCAACAUCAGCAACAACGCCAGCAGGAACAGGAGCAGGCUGGCGGCAGCAGCGCAGGCGCCAGCAGUUUGGAUGCGCCGCAGCAAGCGUUAACGGGCAGUCUAGGCAUCGGCCCCACUGCAAGUCCAGGGACCGGAGGCGGCGGACCGCAGGGUGGGGGCGGCGCGGCGGCCGGCAGCGUGCCCGGGGGCAGGGCGCACGGCAGUGGCCCCACGUACCCUUCGCUGGCGGAGGCGCUGGCACUGGCUCAAGCCACGCUAAGGGCUGAGCGCGGCAGCCACGGAGGAGGCAACGGCAGUUCAGGUGGCGGGAGCGCAGGCGGCAGGGGCCAGCAGCAGCCUUCACGCAGGCGGAGCGGCAACUCCGAUGCCGCGGCGGCGCUGACCGCCCUGCCCGCGCCGCACAACUCACGCGGCGGCGACGGUGGCAGUGGCGGCGGCGGCGGCGGCGGGGACACGCACUCGCACCCGCAGGCACACAACUCGGCUUUCCGCCCCUACACAGUCGUGGUGACUAGCGGGCAGCUGCGCGCGUCGGAUGCCGUGCUUCGGGCUGCGGACGUUGCGGGUGCCGCUGCAGGCGGCGGCGGUGGCGGCGGCGGCACGCUCAGCGGAGGCGCUGGUUCACACGUCGCCCACACGCACUCUCCAGCACGGACGCCGGAGCGGCUGCCGAGGUCGGGCGACAGCGGUCGGGGCGCGCAGGCAGCGGAUCGCAUGGCUGGCCUGACGGCGGCGGCCGCGGCGGUGCUUGGCAGCGCCUCCAGCGGCCCGGGCCCCGUGACGACUGGACUCACGCACAGCGGGCGGUCAACGCCGCCGGGGCACGCCACGCCGCCCGGCCAAGUGACCCCGCCAGGGCAGACCACGCCGGAGCGCCUGCGGGGCGCCGCUGGUGCUGCGGGCGCCGCGGGGGGCGGCGGUGGGGAGGCUUGGUCAGCGGCUGGUGCGGCGGCGCUCACUCUACAGCACUUGGCAGCUAGUGACUCGGGUGCGCUGCAUCCGCGGCCCCGGCAGGCUUUGGAGCCGGGACAGCAGCAGCAGCAGCAGCAGCAGCAGCAGGUGGCGCCCCAGUUGUCGACACCGUUUGCCGGGAGGGCGCAGGCUGAAUUACUGCAGACGCUCGGGCAGCAGCAGCAGCACGCAGCGAAGCAUCGUGCACCGGAGCGCGGGCAGUCAACGCCAGAGCGGGGGCCAGCGUCUCAGGAUGCGGACACUGCUGGCAAGUUCGCUGCUGCAGAGGCCGCAGGACCGUCCAGCACACCCACGUACGCAGCCGCAGCACGAGUGACACACGCGAUGCCUGCACCCCAGCCGACACCAGCGUACGCCCCUGGACCUUCUCGACCGGCGAUGGCUCAUCCCGGCGCAGCUUCGGCCCAGCUCCGGCACACGCCUCAAUGGCCCACUGGCGACGCCGCCAUGCGUGCUUUCCAUGAUGUGCCGCGUGGUGCGGGGGCGGAUGGCGCCGUCAAGGCUGACGCCGUGGCCGGCUCCACGGCAGCUGGAGGCGCAGGCAGCAGCGGGCUUGUAGGCGCAGCAGUCCCGCUGACAACGCACGAGCAUGGGCCCGGUCCCCGCCCGCCCCUCUUACGAGCACAGGCGUCCAAAUCGCUGUUCUCGCAGCAGCAGCAGCAGCAGCAGCAGCAGCAGCAGGCACAAGGGGCUGCACCGGCGACCGGCACUUUGCCCGAUCUGGACACGGGGCCAAUGCACGAGUCAGCGGGUGAAGACGCAGAGGAGGGGCCGGAUGCAUAUCCCGACGUGCAUGCGCCGCCCGGUCAGGCGCGGCGCCCUCCGCAGCUGCGGCCGCCGCCCGCGGACCCUCAGCAGCAGCAGCAGCAGCAGCAGCUGCCAGAGCCCAUCUUCGUCACGGUGGCGGCGUCGGCCUCCAAGCGGCCGCGCAACGACCGGCCCGGGACCUCCGGCGCCGAAGGCGCCGCCGCAGGCGGCGGAGCCGCAGCCGCUGCGGCGGAGCCGCACACGGCCGCGGGUGGCGGCGGCGGCGGCACAGACUCCUCGCCGUUACGUCGUACGGUGGUGUUGGGCAGCUUCACGUUGCAGCUGCGGUCGGACCUGGUUUGCGAGGUGCUGGGGCUGUUCCACCCGCGGCGCUACGUGGAGGGCAGGGACUGUGUGGAGUACCCGCCGCACUCGGGCACCUUCGUGUCGCGCAGCCACUUUGAAAAGGUGGGCGGCGCGGUGACGGCCAAGUGGUACCGCUCCAUCCGGGUCCUGCCGCAGAUGGAGCACCUCGGGGAUUGGCUGGAGGCGCACGGGCUGCAGGUCUUCAAGGGCACGGGCCGCAAGCGCGGCGGCCGCUAUGGCGGCGGCGGUAGCGGUGAUGUGCUAGCCAUGCUGGCUUUAGGAGCCGCCGCAGCGGGCGGCGCCGGCAGCACUGGCACCGGCACGGAAGCUACAGCCGAGUCCGAGGGCCCCGACAUGGGGGCGGCAGUAGCAGCCACAGGCGCAGGCAUGGGGUUGGGCGCCCUUGCAGCCAUGCCGUACUCCAGCCGAGGAGCAGCGGCAGCGGCCUUGGCUCGGGCCAAGCCUGUUGACGGGGACACAGCCGCCGCCGUCGCCGCCCUGGCCGCGCUGUCCGCCGCCGCCGCGGAAGGGGCGGCGGCCCCGCCGGCCUCCUCCGCUGCGGCAGAGGCAGCGGCGGCAUCCAGGUGGGCCGUUGCGCCGCUGGCGGACAGGCAGUGGCACGCUCAGCACGCGACCCCGCUGUCGAUGCUCCACCCCAGCGCCCAUGCGGCUGCCUUUGCACAUGCAGCUGGCCCGGCAGCAGCAGCAGGGGCUGCUUCUCUGCCUGCAGCGCGAGGUGUGGCUGCAGCCUCCGGUCCCGCCGGCUCGCGGCCGCCCACGCCCGCGUCCCCUCACGCCCGGCAGGACCCGCCCGUGCUGUUGCAUGCCCCGGAGCCGCUGCCUCUGCCAGAACCCGAGGCCGGGUUGGGGCACGAGUAUGCUGACGAGCAACCCGAGCAGCCGCGGCAGCCAUACGCGGCGGUGCCGCACCCCUCCUACGCAGCUGUGCCCUUCCCAUACCCGCACCCGCACCCACACCCCUCCUACCCGUACGGUGCCUACCCGUACCCGUACCCCCACGCGGGCGCCCGUAGGCACAGUGUGUGGCCUCCCGCGCUGCCCCCGCCGCCGCAAGGCCACGCACUGGGAUGGCCGCCGCACCUGCCGCCGCCCUACGCCGCACGAGCCCCAGGCCUGUACGCGCCCUAUCCCCUGCAUGGGCACCCGCAGCAUCCGCACCCGUACCCUCAGCGUCUGGCGCGCCCGGGGGUGCACCUGCGGCCACGCCUAUCAAUGCUGGCCGCUGGGUACCCCGGUGCAAGCAGCGACGGCUCGGAGGGGCCCGAAGGCGGCAGCGGCGACGAAGCAGCGACGGCGGCGCUGGCAGCAGCGGCUGCGCACGGCAGCGACGAUGCGGCUGCAGCGGCAGAGGCGACGUCAUCGCACGCGCAGCACUGGGCCACAGCGGCACGCGGCGCGCUGCAAGGCACCAGGAGCCGCAGCUUCGGCGCCUCCUCGACCGCCGCCGCCGCCGCUGCGGCCGUGGCGGCGGAGCACUGGCGGUCGGCUGGGGGUGGUACUCAGCACUGGGGCAGUAGCAGCGGCGGUGCAGGUGGCGGCUACAGCCACGGACAGGCCGGGCUGCUGCUGCCCGCCGCGUCCUGGCCGGGUCCGUCGCCUCUGGGAGGAGGUCAGCGGGGGCAGCACGGCGCACCGCCUCGCGUGAGUGCCCCCGCGGCCACGGGUUCCGGGAGCGAGCGUGGGUACGAGCUGGAGGCGCGGCAGGCCGCCGUGGCGGCCACGGCGGCUGCGGCGGCUGCGGACUGGCUCGAUACCGAGCACAUGCCAGAGCUGCAGCAGCAGCAGCAGCAGCAGCAGCAGCAGCAGCAGCAGCCCCUGCUGGCGCUUCCCGCACCGCCCAUGACGGCGGCCGCAGGGCCCUCGCCGCCCCACGGGCUGCUACGGGGCGCGCUGGAGGCGGCUGCGGCGGCCGCCGCCAGCUCUGCCGCGCACGGCGGCGGCCGGCAGGGAGCCAAGGGCAGUGCGACGAGGGGUACGGCAGAGGGUGCCGGCGGCGCUCCUGCUGCCUCACCAGCGCAGCCCCGCGUAAGCGAAAGCUGUGCCACCAGUGGCGGCAGCGAUGUCAGCUAUGCCUCGGCUGGAGCCGCCGCUGCCGCUGGCGCGGCGGCAGGCGCGGCAGCAGGCGCAGCGGCAGGCGCGGCAGCCGCAGCCGCUGCAGCGGCAGCGGCGCAUGCGGGAGGGCAACAGGCAUCCGGCUGGGCGGGCGGAGCCGCGCUCCCACCGCUGCCGCACGCGCACCCGCACGCGCACCUCCACCCAAAUCUCCCCCCGGGUCUGCCCGGCAUGCACCCGUCGUCGUACGGUGCAGGAACACGCCCGUACGGCUAUGCCCUGCCGCCGCCGCACCCGCACCCGCAAGCGCACCCGUACCCGCACGUGCACGCGCACAUGUACCCGCGUGCACCGUGGGCCGGCAGCUGGGCGCAGCGCCCGCCACCGUACGGUACGGCACCCCCAUACGGCUACGCGCCGCCGCCGCCGCCGUCGUACGGGGCGUGGCCGCCGCCGACAGCUGUACUGCCGCCGUAUGUGGCUGCUGCUCGGCCUCCCGGCCCCGCCGGGGUGCUGCCGCCGCCACCGCAUCUCCGAGGUCCCGCUGUAGCGGCUGCGGCUGCGGCUGCGGCUGCGGCGGCUGCUGGCGGCGCGGCUCAUCACGAGGAGCUGCCGACCCGGGCCAGCGGUGAGCGGCUGUCUGCAGGAGGCUCGCCUCAUCACUACCAGCCGCACCAGUACCACCAGCAGCACCAGCAGCAGCAGAGGCUGCGGCGCACGGGUAGUUCGGAGAGGGCACCUUCGUCAGGCCCACACCGCCAGCAGCACGAGCAACAAGGACAGGAGCUCCCGCAGCAAGGCCAGCAGGACCAACAGCAACAACAGCAGCGCAGGCGCACCGCGGCGGCUGUGGCUGCGGCGUUGGCGGCGGCGCUGGUGGCUGCUGUUGAUCCGGGCGCGGCGGGGGAGCCGCCCACCCACCGCAGCGGGGGCGGCCCUACCGGAGCAGCAGCAGCAGCCGAGGGAGGGCCUGGCAUUGCGGGGGGGCCCUCGACAAGCGCUGGGGCCAGGGCCCCGAUCCCCUCGUCAACCCCAGCACAUCAGAACCACCCGCACCACCAGCACGCCUCGCGCGCGUCGCAUGGCAUCGGGGUGUCGCAUCCCGGCCAGGCUGUGACGUCCCAAAGCCCAGCCGCCGCCACGCCGCCACGUCGCAGUCACGGGAUCUCGACUGAGGCGCUGAUGCCUGCAGCGGCGGCGAACCUCCUGCGCAGUGGCGGCGGCGGCGGCGGGCAGCUGGCGGGCGUGGGGGACGGCGGCGCGCUUCCGACUGCCUUUGGUGCGCAGCUGCAGUGGCCGCCGCCGGGCCUGGAGCCGGGAUCGCGUGGUGCUGCUGCAGGGGCGGCGGCGGGGCAACACACGGCUACGCCGUUUGCAUGGGCGGCAGCUGCGACGGCGCCGGGUGUGCAGGUGCGGCCGCUGGUGCCGCGUGCUGGCAGCAAGCGGCGUGCGGAGGGCGCGGAGGAUGGGGAGGAGGGGCAGCAAUAGGCAGGCACAGGGGAGCAAAGCAGUGCGUGUGGGGUGAAGUUGCAAGGGCGCUGGUCACGGAGCGCAUACAAUGUGGUACCAGUAGCUAGCUUUGACGUGAAGGUUUGGUGUUAAGGUACAAUUGUUGCGUCGGAACGAAUUGGUGCAGGACGUUCGAGUUGCAGUGGUAUCAAAGCAAGUGUGUGCGGCUGAGGUGUUGGCAGGCCCUAGUUGCAGGCGUGACACGGCGUGUGUGGGCGGGGGGUUUGGGGCUCUCAAUCGAUGGUUGUGGAUGGAUGGGUGUACGUGAUAUGGACGUUGAGCUUAUUUUCCAUUGACCGCUCGCUGCUGUGCCAAUCAAUACAUGAGCUGAUUUCCGUAAUUGUGUGUCGCGAGCAGCAGCAGGCAGGCGAAGACAUGCCGGGUCCGCAUACGGCCCACCAUUGCUGGCUUAACAUUUUUUGAGGGGUAGCUAUAGACGCGUCGCAUUCGUUGUUAUACGGCAGGACUGCUUAUGUCUCGUGUGUUUGCUAGGCGUUGAUGUAGGUCUCGAUACCACACACGUUCUACCCACACACCAUGCUCGAGGUGGCAUUUCCACGUGCUCGUUCUCGUACAGACUUUUCGCCUCACAGCUUUUUUUAUCAGCGUGCGCACCAGCGUCAUACUCCUGCUUCCAAUCGCUGUAUCUGUUCUGCUCGCGAGCCAUUCUGCCCGCGACCGUAGUAGCUGGGGCUGUCGUGUGUUUUACAACUCCCAGCUGUGUGGGAAGAAUAACCUUGGCAUCAAGCGCAGGCACGACGUUUUCGCGCUAGGCGCGGUCAAAAGGGAAAGGUUGCUUCUGCGACAUGCAACCUGUCCAGUGCGGUCCUGUCGGCCCUCAAUGCCAAGUCGUGGAUGCAUCUGUGUUAUGUUGCGUUUGUGUUGUUGCAAAUGUUUGUCAUUUACGUGGGGGGGGGCGACAGGUUACGCCAACCUCCUCCGGUACACGGCGCAGGAGCUGCAACUCCUUCGGGGGCCCACGCAUGACGGGCCAGGCGUCAUUCUUGAAGACUGCAUGGGGCGGUAUUGCAUGGCGCUUCAUACCUUUACGCGUGUCUACAUAAUUAGGGAAGAAAGCUCGCGGUCUAAUGAGCGUAUUGGCUGUGAAUUAAGCUGCGGCGUCUCGGCUGCUUGCGCUGGAUGGCUGGCAGCUUGGCUGGCAGGAGUUUUCAGGUGUGGCUAAGAUGUGGGUACAGAGCACAAGGGGCUGGUGAGGUUACGCAUACGUGAUACGUACACCAGUCAUGAGUCAUACAUCGUUAUGCAGUAAAUGGUCGCGGUUAUUGCGUGCACGGUACACAAGACCACGAGGUCACGAUUGCGUUGUAAGGUACAUGACUACAUGAGGCAGUGGUAGAUUGGUUAGAGGCUGUGACGUCAGACUGUAAUGAUUGGCCCGU
Messenger RNA from Chlamydomonas reinhardtii, 8119 nucleotides. RefSeq lists its product as uncharacterized. The coding region runs from base 282 to 6698 and encodes 2138 amino acids. The transcript is spliced from 5 exons. Gene Ontology annotation, cellular component: nucleus. NCBI's taxonomy places the organism in Eukaryota, Viridiplantae, Chlorophyta, Chlorophyceae, Chlamydomonadales, Chlamydomonadaceae. Gene Ontology annotation, molecular function: transcription cis-regulatory region binding. The record is from RefSeq and is a predicted model, not a curated record. Gene Ontology annotation, biological process: regulation of transcription by RNA polymerase II.